UUUUAUCAGGUCAGUGUUAUCUGCUGUGUCAUGCUGUAAUUCUGCUGUUGAGUAUGACCACAGUGAAGAUCCCGGAUGGAAAUGGAAACACCCUCACACUGCUGGAAGUGGAUGGCCACUAUUACCCAAACUCAUCUGCUAACGUCAUCAGGGGGUAUACGUGACGUCAUGAUACGAGAUGAUGACGUUCUGAUAUGCGCAUACCCUAAAUGUGGCACUCACUGGUUGUGGGAAAUAAUCCGCUUGCUGUUGGAGGGGAAUACUGACGGCAAAAUACGGGAGAAGGAUGAGCUACAUUUAGAGUUUGUAGCCAAUGACGUCAUGAAGAAAUUUCCAUCUCCGCGAAUUUUGAACACUCACGUCCAGUUCCAUCAGUUGCCACAGGCAGUGCUCGACAAGAAAUGCAAAAUCAUCUUCCUUGCCAGGAACCCUAAAGAUGUGGCAGUGUCGUUCUACCAUCAUCAUAAGAAUCUGCCCAUGUACUAUCAUUAUUAUGGAACUUGGGAGAAUUAUCUCCCCUUGUUUCUGGAAGGCAAAGUUGACUUUGGCUCUUGGUUCGCGUACAUGAAGAACUGGGAGAAAGAGAUGAAGAACCAUCCAGAGUUGCCGUUCUUGACUGUCAUGUUCGAGGAUUUAAAAGAGCACUCCUUGUCUGGAAUCAGGAAGAUGGCGGACUUUCUUGGGGUAAAAAGAUCAGAGGAGUUUUAUCAGACAGUGUCAGAAAGGACAAGCUUCAGUCAAAUGCAGACAACCAAGGGGAGACUACUCAAGGAACAUGGAGGUACAUCAAUAGUGUACAGGAAAGGGGAAGCGGGCGACUGGAAGAAUCACUUCACAGUGGGACAGAGUGAGGUGUUUGACCAGCUGUACAGGAACAGAUGGACGGAUGCAGCUUCAGAUUCAGAUAUUCAAUAAAUGACUCCGCCUCUU
Messenger RNA from Haliotis rubra (blacklip abalone), 930 nucleotides. Its product is annotated as sulfotransferase 1B1-like. The record is from RefSeq and is a predicted model, not a curated record. The transcript has 6 exons. Bases 76 to 915 code for a protein of 279 amino acids. Gene Ontology annotation, cellular component: cytoplasm. Gene Ontology annotation, molecular function: sulfotransferase activity. NCBI's taxonomy places the organism in Eukaryota, Metazoa, Mollusca, Gastropoda, Lepetellida, Haliotidae. Gene Ontology annotation, biological process: sulfation.